Pochonia chlamydosporia 170 is the source of this 1812-nucleotide messenger RNA. Its product is annotated as reverse transcriptase (RNA-dependent DNA polymerase) domain-containing protein. The record is from RefSeq and is a predicted model, not a curated record. The transcript has a single exon. NCBI's taxonomy places the organism in Eukaryota, Fungi, Ascomycota, Sordariomycetes, Hypocreales, Clavicipitaceae. The coding region runs from base 1 to 1812 and encodes 603 amino acids.
AUGGCCGCCAAACCAGGAGUGUUCCAGUUUCCCGGUGUCCAACUCCCAGAAGACAUCGCAUACAUGUUGGCCGUCAACCACAAGUAUAUUCUACACGCUAAACCACAGGUACAUGAUGUAGCCGCAGCAAAAGAUAGAUUCGCAAGAACUGUCAGAAUCCGCUGGCAAUUCCGAAACAAUACAUCAAACAAGGAGUACAUACCCAAGUUUCAUGUCCCAAACCCUUUCUGGGAACCGCAAAAAGCUUCAUCAGCAAUUGAACUAGGCUUGGACAAUGCCAUGGAAGAGAUCGACCGACAAGUCAGUCGCGCUCUUGCGACCAUGGCAACUCAAAGCCCCAACCAUGGAAACAUGAAUUGGACAAGGGUUCAACAGUUCCUAAACGAUAAUGAUCUUUUAGUGAAACUUACAGAUAAAAAUCUGGGACUAGCGGUCUUUCAAAAGGAAUGGUACAUACAAGAAAUCCACAAGAUGCUGGGAUCAAAUAAGGCAUACAAAAUAGCCAGUGAUCUCGACAUGGAACAACUCCUCGACACACUAUAUGGUCAGCUCCAAAGAUGGAAGCUUCCUAAAAACAUGACACGGUUUAUCCGCGAAAAAACAGCGUCAAAGAUCCCCGAGUUCCAUGCGAUUCCCAAGGUACACAAAAUGCCUUGGGCGCUGCGCCCGAUCGUACCCUCACACUCGUGGGUAACAAGUAGGGUCUCGGAAGUCGUGGACCAUUUGUGUCGUCCUAUUUUGGACAAACUGCCGUGGGUUGUUGAUUCAUCAAAGAAGGUGAUCAACAACUUGUCCAAAAUAAGGAUAGAAUCUGACAAUGUAUGGAUUUGCACCGGAGAUGUCGUUGCAUUUUAUACCAACAUUAAUGCCCGGGCAUGCUGCAAGGUAGUAUGCGGAGCAUGGCAUAGAUAUGCGUCAGAUUCGAAAAUUCCUACCGAAACGAUCAGUCAGAUGAUCAAAUUCGUAAUGGAAAACAAUUACUUCUCGUUCCAAGAUCAAGUAUGGAAACAGCUCGAUGGACUAGCCAUGGGAACCUCGUGCGCACCCCUUUUGGCAAACAUCUACGCUGCUUACUAUGAAAGGAAGCGUCAAUUAGUGUAUCAACCAGGGGUACGGUUAUACAAUCGCUACAUUGACGACAUACUUGUCAUCUUUGAAGGAACAAGGAAAGAGUUGAUGCACUUCCUUAACCAAGUUAAGCUUGGCCCCCUAACCAUCAACUGGGACGUUUCAUUAUUGAAGAAGGAAUUUCUGGAUAUUGAAAUCCUGAAAUCUCGAGACCAGUCUGGCCCAAAGUUGGUUACCAGACUCUUCAAGAAACAAAUGAACCGUCACCUAUAUAUUCCCUGGUCGUCAGCUCACCCCCUUCAUGUGAAGAAAGCCUUCGUCAAGGCAGAGCUCAUACGAUUUGCCAUAAUAAGCUCCGAAGUCGAGUACUUUGCAGAUGCUCGCUCACAAUUUUAUGGUAACUUGAGAAGGAGAGGGUAUCCUUCCCAGGUGCUGGAAAACUGGUUUAAACAAGUGUCAUACGAACAGCGGGCAAUAUUCUUAAGUCCCAAAGAAGACAAAGAAAUGGUUGCACCAUUAAUGCUGUCGGGCCGGUACAACCCAGUAUGGGAAUAUAUAAACGUCGACGAGAUCCUUCGAUCAGCAAGAGAGGGCUGGAAUCUGGAAAGGAACUUACCAGAAACCCUCCAACAACCUCUGAUUCGAAGUCUCAGCAGACAUACUAGUCUCUUUGACUUACUGUCUGCCUGGAACAAGACGAUACUGCACACUGAUAUGUUAAGUGACGAAACUGACGGCGAAUAA